Molecule: messenger RNA, 1901 nt
Organism: Blastomyces dermatitidis ER-3
Lineage: Eukaryota; Fungi; Ascomycota; Eurotiomycetes; Onygenales; Ajellomycetaceae
Exons: 2
Coding region: 12-1565 (517 amino acids)
Source: RefSeq, a predicted model, not a curated record
CGAAUACUGAAAUGGACAUGAAAGUCUUGAGGGAGCUCGUCUCGAAUCGUAUAGCCCUGCUGAGAAACAUUCCUUGUAACAGCGGAUCAGGAAUUUAUGAGUCAGGUGACGGAAGCCGCCAUACAGGCUUGGCAAGGAUCUCUGGAAGAAAGACGGAGCGUGGAUAUUACUUGAAGCUGUCAGAGCCGCACGAGAAACAUGUCCUUCUAAACCGCACCACCAGCCAAAUGGGAGCUUCUGAAGCAAUGUCUAGCAAUUUCAUUAGACCGGACACUUGCCUGAGCUUUUUUCUCGGCGCCAGCACCGCACUCGUCCUCACUUUACCCGUUAUUUACUUUUUCGGAAGGAAUCAAUCUCCUCCAACGUCAUCCGUUACGCCCCUCUGUUCUACCGAGCUGGAUGAUGCUGCACGAAAAGGGGGUUGCGACGAAGAUGGAGAUGCUCUUUCAGGCUUCAUUGCACUGAAUGAGUCGGCAACGACUGAACUACGUACCAAGUUAAACUGGAAUCGAUCAGCCGAUCUCAGUAAAUUCUUUAUAAGAUGGGGUCGGAAGUACCCAUCAGACCGUCGCAAACUGGAGGAGGUAUGUGGUAGGAAGAGCCAAAGCUGUCGUGGCAGCAACACUCCAAAUACACGCCAAAUUCAAGAGGCUUUCUUAAUCCCAGCAGAGAUUCCGGUCAUUCUUCGGCCCCUUGCGCCUGAAGUCAAUACGCUUUUGCGGAAAUAUGGUUGUGAGCAGGAUUGCUUAUCCAGCAGCAACCAUGACGAUCAACUCGCAGUUCGUUUGGCUCUCUCGCGCGCUUUGCAAAAUGGAAAGGUGCUUUGGGGCCAUUUUUCACGGGCCGUCAUACAACUUGAUGAACGGAUUGUUGUCAAGCUUGGGCAUAAUUUGCUUCUAACGGACGCCGAUAUUACAGCCUAUAUUCAGAGUCUCUCGAAGGAUAUUCCAGUUCCUCAUCCCUUAGGAGCAAUUUCUAUCGGCAAGACAACCUACAUGUUCAUGACUUUUAUUGAAGGCUCAUCUUUGGAUAAGCUCUGGUCUUCCCUCUCUACGGAAGAAAAAUUUUCUAUCCGAGAUCAGUUAGAUGUUAUCCUAGAGAAACUUAGGAUGCUCCCUCUAUCUUCUCAUUGCCUUGGUGGUGGUAAUCCACCUUACUGCAUUGACUGCAGAAUGUGGAAGCGGGUAAGUCCACAACAGAUUGAGAACGAAGCUCAGUUCAACGAAUUCCUCAUCUCAGGUAACCACCCACCUACAAUGAGAGCCUAUGUUGAGUUUGUGCACUCUAUGCUACGCAAUGAUCACCGAAUUGUCAUGACACAUGGUGACUUGCAUCCACGGAAUAUAAUGGUUAGCAAGGAGCGAGAUCAAUCCGUUCGAGUGACCGGGCUUGUUGACUGGGAGCUAGGCGGAGUUUACCCGGAGUAUUGGGAGUUUCUAAAGUCUCUUAAUACAAUGCUACCUGUACGCAGGGGCGAUUGGGUCUUCUUUCUUCCACAUAAGGGCAUGGGGAUGUACUUUGCUGAGUUUGCUAUUGAUCAAUUCGUUGAGAAACUCGUGUCAUAGAUAGACCUUUUUGUAACUAUGCAAAACUUGCUAUUGGACUACCUUGGCACUUAACCACAUCUUUCCAAAGCUGUUGUCGGACCAAUUUAUCAAACCGUAGAUCGAAAACCUUUUCGAAAACCUUAUCCAAUUAGAAUUAUAAUUUUAGACAGAAGGAAGCAGGCAUUACGCACUCAUCACUCAUCACCUUCGAUCUCAACUUGAAAGAUCAUCUCCAGUUUGUGUUUAGCCUCACCAUGAUCAUAGUCCGUAAUGAUACUGUCAUCGAGUAAAGAUUCCAAAACAUCGAAGACCCACUGCUGGCAGCCCCAAUGGUAGGUUUCAUUAUCAACUGCC